CGAGACUCUUGAGUAUCGCAUCAAACAAGUUCUGUUAGGAACCAAACUCUGUUUGUUCCUCGAGCUUCACGGGAUUUGGCCCUCUGACAGCCUUGCCACGCGCCCGAUGAAGCCAUGUGGUUCCCGUCAUAGAAAUGAAACGAUCGUGGUGAAUUCUUACGCUCUGAGCUCUGUCGUCACCAACGUGAACUUUCUGGGGUAGGGCGACUGAUCUUCUGCCAACUAUAACUUCAAAUGACAUGUCGAGGAUCUCGAAUUGCGUCGUGAAAAUAUAAGUAUAUGAGAACGGCACUUCCUCAAAAUGGAUCGUCAACAGAUCAAUUAUUCAGUUUACCUAGUGACCGACUCCACUGCCGGGAUACUGGGUGACAGGGAUCUCGUCCCAGUGGUAGCUGCGGCGGUCAAAGGCGGCGCCACCAUUGUUCAACUUCGAGACAAGACAUCCGAGACAGCAGAGCUCAUCCGCAUCGCAAAGCGCUUGCAUGACGUAACGCGUGCCGCGAACAUCCCUUUGCUCAUCAACGAUCGUGUAGAUGUUGCGUUGGCAGCGGGAGUAGAGGGAGUGCAUAUCGGCCAGGAUGACAUUGACCUAGCAAGCGCGCGUCGACUUCUAGGCCAACAAGCCAUCAUUGGUGUUACCGCGAAUUCUGAAGAGGAAGCUCUCACGGCCGCGAGAGAUGGAGCGGACUAUCUGGGCAUCGGCACGGUGUUCGCAACCCCCACUAAGGACAACACGAAAUCUAUCAUUGGGACUGCAGGCGUCCGUCAAAUCCUGAUCAAGCUUGCGGAAGAAGGACUAGGCCAUGUUCGGACGGUGUGCAUCGGUGGCAUCAAUCAUUCCAACGUUCAACGUGUGCUAUACCAAACCGCUUCGGCACAGAAGAAGCUCGAUGGUGUAGCCGUGGUCAGCGCCAUCAUAGCUGCCCAAGACCCACAAGAGGCCGCAUCGUCACUCAGCCAGCUUAUACGGUCUCCACCGGCAUUCGCCGCAGCCUUCACUUCUAAGACCUCUCUAAACCGAGAUGAUAUGAUCAGAGCCGCACCACUGCUCGUGAAGCGACUCGCGGAGCAGAAACCGCUCUGCCACAAUAUGACCAAUCUCGUCGUGCAGAACUUCGCCGCCAACGUCGUCAUUGCCGUUGGUGCAUCGCCCAUCAUGUCGAACAAUGGCAACGAGGCAAGGGAUCUGGCCCAAUUAGGGGGUAGUCUAGUGGUGAACAUGGGCACCAGCACGCCCGAAGGCCGAGCAAAUUAUCUCCAAGCGAUCCGCGCUUACAACGCAGUUGGAGGCCCGAUUCUCUUUGAUCCAGUCGGUGCAGCAGCUACCCAGGACCGUCGCGAUGGCGUCCGGGAGCUGAUGGCAGGCGGCUUCUUCUCCGUGGUCAAAGGCAACGAGGGCGAGAUCCGUACUGUGGCCGGUGCCGUCGGGAUCAGCCAGCGUGGUGUGGACUCGGGCGAUGCGCAACUCUCUCUUGACCAGAGAGUAGAGCUGGUCCGAUCGACUGCUGCUCGCGAACGUAAUGUGAUCAUCCUGAGUGGACCAAUAGAUGUCGUCUCCGAUGGAGAGCGGACAGUCACGAUACGCAAUGGUCAUGAGUAUCUCGGUGAGAUCACCGGAAGCGGUUGCACGCUUGGGGCCACCGUGGCAAGUCUGUUGGCCGUGGAGCGGAAAGACGCGUUCCUUGCGGUCGUGACGGCGAUGCUGAUGUAUGAAAUUGCAGCGGAGAGAGCAGCGCCGAGGCCGGAUGUGAAAGGUCCGGGCACAUUUGUCCCAGCGUUUAUUGACGAGCUUUAUCAUAUUCGUCAGGAAAGUGUUGAAGGCAAUGGUGCAUGGGCUGCCGCGGCACAGCUUGAGUUUCGAUGAUGAUGAUGAUGAUGAUGUGCUCUUAAAGAAAGUAUUUUGAGUUCUUACCAACCUUGCUUCGUUCAGGUGUC
Molecule: messenger RNA, 1935 nt
Organism: Dissoconium aciculare CBS 342.82
Lineage: Eukaryota; Fungi; Ascomycota; Dothideomycetes; Mycosphaerellales; Dissoconiaceae
Product: Hydroxyethylthiazole kinase
Exons: 2
Coding region: 302-1864 (520 amino acids)
Biological process (GO): thiamine biosynthetic process
Cellular component (GO): cytoplasm
Molecular function (GO): ATP binding; hydroxyethylthiazole kinase activity; magnesium ion binding
Source: RefSeq, a predicted model, not a curated record